AUAAUUGAGUGGUCUCAGUUCGAGAGGAGAGAGUAAUCAUCCAAAAAUCGAUCUGGAACGAGCAGUGGUCUGUGAACUCGAGCUGUGAGAGUGCUGAGACUGUUUAGUUGAUAUCUCGAGUUUUACCAAUCCAAUUAAGGCGUGUGAGAUACCAAAAGAAAUCUAUCAAGACGAGGAAUCCGUGAAGGUCUGGUUUGCAUCAAUCGGAGUAGAGGAAGGCUUCCAAAUAGUCCGAGCAGAACGCGACCUCGCAGGGACGGAUUUACUCUUCUAAGAAUCGAGUUAGCCGGAAAACACUCGUUCUAGGGGCUGUUUUCGUAUCAACGAUUAGGGGUUGAAAUAGCAACUUGAGGAGGCUGUUUAGCACCCAUUUCUAAGCAAGGAAUCAGUUCUCAAGCUUCCUUGGCCGAGGCUUUAGCCAUUGGAUCGAGAAGGAAGGUUUUAAAGCUCAUUUGAGUCAUGAACUCUGAUCAGUCUGGUUAGGCCUCUAAUGGUGCUGAAUCUGCUGCUACUACACUUAAGAGAAAAUCAGAUGAUAUAGGAUGGACAUGGGGAGAGAAUAGAGAUCCUACUAAUAAAUCUUUAGUGUGGUGUAAUUUUUGUGAUAAGAAAAUGUCUGGAGGAUUCACCGUCUUAAAGAACACCUUGCACAUGUUAAGGGAAGUGUUUCUUCUUGUACCAAGGUAACCAAUGAAGUGAUGAAGAUAGUUGCAAAAUCAUUACUUGAAAAAAAAUCUGCCAAGGCAAAGAAAGCUAGAGUUGACACUAUAAUUAAGAGGGAAAAUGCUUUCCUGGAUGGGGAUGAUGAAAGUGAGCUUGGUGAUGAUGGUGAUGGCCAAACUGAAGGUGGACACACAACUUCAAUCUUUACAACUGGGCAAGGCAGUGGCACAAAUGCUUCUAAGACGAGAAUUAAACAAUCCAAUGUUAGAGGAUCAUUGGAUACCUUACUAAAGCCCGACCAUGAGAAGAUGAAACAAUCAACGUUGGAUAAAAAUAAUCCAACUAAGCUGAAAUUGAAGGAGAUUGCUUGGGAUAAAUUUGCCGAGUGGGGAUAUGAGGUUGGGUUAGCUUUUAAUGCCGUUAGAACACCAAGCUUUCAGGCCUUUAUUCAUGCAGUUGGAGAUUACGGAAGAGGUAUGCCUUCACCUAGCUAUCAUCAAUACCGUCAUACUCUGUUAAACAAGCAGCUUGUCAAAACAAAAGAAUUUGUUGAAUCAUUCAGAACACACUGGAAGACAUAUGGAUGCUCUAUUAUGUCAGAUUUUUGGACAGAUGGUAAAGGAAGGGCAUUGAUCAACUUUUUGGUAAACUGUCCAAAAGGAACAAUUUUUUUGAAGUCUGUAGACGCAUCUGAGCAUGUGAAAGAUGCAAAUCUCAUUGUGGGGCUGAUUAAUGAGAUUAUUGAACAUGUGGGAGAGGAGAAUAUAGUUCAGUUCAUCACCGAUAAUGGAUCUAACUUCAAGGCAGCGGGAAGGAUUUUAGAAGAACAACAUCCUAAGAUGUUUUGGACCCCUUGUGCUGCACAUUGUGUGAACUUGAUGUUGCAAGAUCUUGGUGAUAAGUUGCCCAAGAUAAAAAAUGCUUUACGUGAAGGUAAAGCAAUGGUUGUUUAUAUAUAUAAUCAUGUGAGGAUAUUGAGCCUAAUGCGAAAGUUAACAAGCGGGAGAGAGUUGCAUAGAUCAUGUGUAACCAGGUUUGCUACUGCGUUUUAUACUCUUAAGAGUAUUUGGGAGAAUAGGUGUCAUUUGCAAGUUUAUUUGUUUCUGAAAAAUGGACCAAAAGUGAGUUUGCACAGAAGGCUGAUGAAAAAAAAUUGCAAGAAUAGUGGCAAGGCAGGCUUUUUGGGAUAAUGUUUAUUUUACUUGUCAAGUCCUGGCUCCACUGGUUGAUGUCAUAAGAUUGGUGGAUACAGAAGAGAAACCUAGUAUGGGUUAUAUUUAUGAAUCAAUGGAUAGAUCAAAAGACCAAAUUGAAAAGAAUCUUGGGAAUGACCAUUUCACUUGUGCAAAAGUAUGGCAGACAAUUGAUAAUAGAUGGAAUAAUAAAUUCCAUCAUGCUUUGCACGCAGCCGGUUAUUACCUAAAUCCAAGCAUAUUUUAUAAGCAUGAUCUGGCGAAGAUGGAGUCAAACAAAGAGAUAAAAGCCGGGCUCUUUAAAGCAAUACAAAAGCUCGUAGAUGAAGAUACACUUGACAGUAUUAGCAAUGAGUUGGUACUCUACAGAUCUGCAAGUGGAUCUCUGGGAUCAACUAUGGCUGUGAGAGCUAGGGAAAAAGUCCCACCCAAUGAAUGGUGGCUUUCAUAUGGGUCUGAUGUGCCAAAUCUCCAAAUGUUUGCACUCAAGGUUUUGAGUCAAACCUGUAGCGCCUCACCAUGUGAGCGUAAUUGGAGUGCCUUUGAUCAUAUACAUUCAAAGAAGAGAAACCGUUUGCUGCAAUCAAAGUUAAAUGAUCUUGUCUACAUCCAGUACAACAAAAAACUGCAGCAACGAUUCUUUGAGAGAAAGCACAACGUUGGCAGUAAGAGUUAUGAUCCUAUAUUCUUAAGGGAAGUUGAUGAAAAUGAUGAUUGGGUUGUUCCAGAUGAUGAAGCGCUUCAAGACCUUGACAAUCAAGGUGAUGAUCUGACUUGGGAACAAGUAUGAGCAGCACAACAAGCAACUGAGGCACGGACAAACACCAGGAGCCAAAACAGAAGGGAGAAUGUGAAUGCAUCACAGUCUGCGUAUAGACUGCUUGAUAUUGAUUUAGAUGACCCGGAAGUGGAAGAGGAAGAACAAGUGGGGAAUCUGACUACUGAAGAUCUAUUUGGUGAAGAUCUAUUAGGGGACAUGGAGGAUGAAGAAGAAAAUCACGACCCUGAACCUAAUGAAGAUUAAUAUCAGACCAACUUAUUAGAUGAUUGACUGCUUUAUCACUUUUGCUUUAUGACUUUUGCUACUCCAUCAUUAGGAUAACAGGAUUUCUAUCCUUUUAUUCACUUCUAUGCAUUUUAAGAUAAUUUAAAGACUA
Molecule: messenger RNA, 3013 nt
Organism: Cuscuta epithymum
Lineage: Eukaryota; Viridiplantae; Streptophyta; Magnoliopsida; Solanales; Convolvulaceae
Source: the annotation of a GenBank genome assembly